Ostrinia furnacalis (Asian corn borer) is the source of this 1544-nucleotide messenger RNA. RefSeq lists its product as uncharacterized. The transcript is spliced from 5 exons. Bases 132 to 911 code for a protein of 259 amino acids. Lineage: Eukaryota; Metazoa; Arthropoda; Insecta; Lepidoptera; Crambidae. The record is from RefSeq and is a predicted model, not a curated record.
UGUCACAUUUUUGUUGUUUGUGAUCAUGUGAUGGUGCACAGAUGUGGUGUUUGGUGAUUGAGGUUAUGUUGUGAUAAUUUUCUGAUUUGAUUUUAAUUUUGGCAAAAUACAUUAAAAAACGAAAACGAAAUAUGGAUACCAAGACAAAUAAGAUAAGAUACCCGAAAUCUGUUUUAACAUUGUAUCUAAAACUUUAUUGCAAAAGAAGAAACAAGUCUAAUAAAAUGUUGGAGGGAAUACAAUCAUGGAUUACUCUUAGCAAGUCCGAAAAGCAAAAAUUUUAUAAAAAGUAUAAAGAAUGCCGGUUAAAUCAUAAGAUUAAAUUAGCCAAUUACUUGAGCAAGACCCAGCCUUUUAUGAAAAAAAAGGAAGCUAAAAGUUAUAACAAAACAACUGGUGGUAGUCAACCCAAAAAUGAUCAACGAGAAAAUCCCAAAAAUGUGACAGAACAACAACAAUGCAACAGUGACCAAGCAGUAUGGGAGGAAGCAAAAUUGGAAGGAUCUGUAGAAGAAACUGCUAAUGAUUUGGAAGAAUCCAACAGACUAGAUCCUGAAACCAGUAUUGAGCACAACCUUGACAUUGGUGUAAACAAUGAUGAAAUUAUAUGUGACAAUCCUUCAAAUACGGAAAGCAGUUCGCCAAGUAGGGAUCAAUCAAGGCCUAAAUUGGCUGAACCAGCUCCUCCUAGUGUAAGAACCGCAAGAGAACUUUUUGAAAUGUUAAGAGGUACAGGUAAAGCUGAAGUUAUGAAUGAAGAAUCAUGGGCCAAGCUGCCAAGUCAACAGAAAAGUCGAUAUCAACGUGCUCUGCGAUUGCUCAAAUGUGACUACAUCCAGAAGUAUAAACAAUACUUAGAAAGUUUAUCUUCAAAAGAACUUUUCCACUGUUAUAACAACUUUUUCGAUUGAAUAUAGGGCCUCUAUCCAGAAAUAAAUAUGAGAAUUAGUUUUGGAAAGAACUUUUCCAUUGUUACAUUUUCAAAUGAUUUAAUUUUCAUCAUUCUUCUAGCUGUGCCUGGGAUUUCAUACGCGUAAUAAUAGUUUAAAUAUUAUUUCUCCCUUUUUGCAAAAAAUUAUGAUUGUAGCCUCUUGAAUGUUUGAUUUUUGCUUAGCAUAUCAUAUAUCUAAAUUGGUGUGGUGACAGGAAUCAGAGGUGGAAUUGUGUAGUGUAUUAUAUUUAUUAUUAUAUUGUGUGUAAUAAAUAAAUAAAGCAAUCGUAAUCAUUUGACAGUUCAAACGUACGAUAAAGUCAGUAAAACAAAGCUUUUGACAGAACAAUCGUAUGUUAUGAACUAUCAAAUGAUAACAAUUGCUUUACACAAUUCCACCUCAGGAAACCAAGGACAGAAUUAGCAGAGAUACAAAUUAAAAGUAAACAAUAAAUCUCUUAUGAUUACAUUUAUAUUACAAAUAAAUAUUAUACAAUAUUCAGGACUCAGGAGCAAUUAUAUCUAAAUAUAAAUACUUUUACUUUUUCUACAUCAAUCUGGGAUAUGAUGCUAAAUAGGUGCAGUAAUGAAGCCCAAAAAUUUUGUGAACAUU